GAUUUUUUCUGGAUGUCCUUUUUAAAUUGAGGAAGAAGGCUGAAGACUAAGGGAAAUGGUGAAAUCCACAAUGAACUUUAUUGCUUUGCUAGUGAUUUCAGCCUGUUUCUUCUCUUGGAACUCUGCAAAAUACCACCACCAUAAUCAAGACAAGGACAAAGAGCUAAAAUACCUCUUGGAACCUCUGGUAUAUGCUGAGGUCACUGCUCGCCGUGGACACACAGUUGUUUUGCCCUGUGUGAUGAGAUUCAAACCAUCGCACUACAGAGUAAAGUGGACUAAAAUCGAACCCCCUAGUCAAGGAGUGGAAAACAUAGUGCUUAUAACAAACGGACACGCAGAUAAGCAGUAUGGCUCAGUCGGGCCCCGGGCGUCUCUCCUGCGUGCACAUAACCUGGAUGUUUCCCUGCGUCUUACUGACCUGGAGCUGGAAGAUGAUGGCAGCUACCGCUGUGAACUGAUCAACGGAAUUGAGGAUGAAAGUGUCAUUAUUACUCUGAGAAUUGAAGGAGUUGUAUUUCCUUAUCAGAGCCACCAUGGUCGGUACAGAUUUACAUUCUUUGAUGCUAAAGAAGCUUGUGCUGAACAGGAUGCCACACUUGCCACUUACAAGCAGCUGUACAGGGCCUGGACUGAAGGGUUGGACUGGUGCAAUGCAGGUUGGCUGAGCGAUGGAACUGUCAAUUACCCAGUCCUGCAACCACGGCCGGCUUGUGGAGGGGAUCUUCUAUCAGGCAUCCGAAGUUACGGGCCCCGUCACAAAACACGGGACCACUACGAUGCUUUCUGCUUCACCUCGACCACUAAAGGCUCUGUGUUCUUCAUUCCAGGGCCAUUCAGUUCUGCCGAGGCUGAACGUGCCUGCAGACGGGAUGGUGCCAGUCUAGCGAAGGUUGGUCAGAUCUACUCAUCUUGGAAGUUUCAGCAGCUUGACCACUGUGAUGGAGGCUGGCUGCAAGAUGGCAGUGUACGAUUCCCCAUCAUCAACCCAAGGGAGCACUGUGGAGGGAUUGCAGAACCAGGGGUUCGUAGCUUCGGGUAUCUCGGCAAAAGUUUGCGGCUUUAUGGGGCUUAUUGCUAUAGAUAACUGUUCCAUGUUUUGCUGCCUGGUUAAUUUCUGCUACAGAAUGUCUGCACAUACAUGGCACACUGGCCUAAAAGUGAAGUACCUAAAGAGGUGCAGAAUUUAUCCUUCAUUUGUGGAACAUAACGGUAUGAGCACCACUAGAGGCUCUCUUCAGUGUAGAGCUGCAGGUAAAAGGGAAUGUAUGAGCUAUACAGUUAACGUUCUGGAU
Messenger RNA from Sinocyclocheilus anshuiensis, 1295 nucleotides. It is a transcript of the gene hapln2, whose product is annotated as hyaluronan and proteoglycan link protein 2. Bases 56 to 1087 code for a protein of 343 amino acids. The transcript is spliced from 7 exons. The record is from RefSeq and is a predicted model, not a curated record. Gene Ontology annotation, biological process: positive regulation of neuroblast proliferation; glial cell differentiation; skeletal system development. NCBI's taxonomy places the organism in Eukaryota, Metazoa, Chordata, Actinopteri, Cypriniformes, Cyprinidae. Gene Ontology annotation, cellular component: synapse; perineuronal net. Gene Ontology annotation, molecular function: hyaluronic acid binding.